AUGCCAACCUUCGAAACGCUGGUCAUUGUCAGCUGGGCGGUGUUCGUCUUGCAGCUGCUUCUCUUUGCUCUCUACGCCCUGCCAUUGCAGCCGAUCAGCUUCGAGUGCCAGAGCGAGAAGAAAGGCUACCUCAAUGUGGCCGGUCUGGGAUUUGUCAGAAUCUGGCACGCGGAUGCACUGAAGGACCUGGCAAGCUCCAAUCGGAUGGCCAUGGUCUCGGCUGGGCAUCUCAGGCUUAGCGUGCGGCGUGCCCAGCAGGAGCUGCAGGCGCAGCCGCCUCACUACACCCGGUUUCUGCACAUCUUGAAGAUGGAGCUGCGGCACCUGCUUCUGCGCCUCGUGCUCGUCAACCUGUGCACGAAUUGCACGAAAUUGGAGGUGCUGCUGGUCUCCACCGCCCUGGCUUUGAGGAUGGAUGCGGAACUCGAGCAAGAUCCGUGCAGGGAUUUUGACAAGAAGACAGAGUACGGCGGUGCCGGCGGUAACGCCUACGUGAUUCGGUUUACGAAGAGGUGCGGAACUAUUCCUCCAGGCUCUGUGGCCAAAGCCUUCGUGGACGACGAUCUCUUCGACUCUUCUUAUCGUGUCCUGAACAACCUCCUUGACGUGAAGGCCUUGGCUGGCCUCGUGCCGGAAAAGAAGAAAUUUGACGGCUUGUGCGUGCACGUGAAGAAGACAGACGACUGUUGCAGCACAUGGAAGGCCACACGAACUUGCCACUUUCUGGUCAUGCAGGAUGGAGGUGCGAAGACCUUGGAGCAAUGCGUCGAGGGAUAUGCACUGAGCGCCGGCAAACUCAAAGAGCUUGUGUUGUCCGCCAUCACUGCCGCCCUCUCCUUCCACAGGAAAGGUUGGUAUCAUGGGGACUACCAGCUCAAGAACCUGAUGGUGGACCACGUGUGCGCCCCUAAGACCCUGAAAGUAGUCGACUUGGAUGGUAUGGGCAAUGUUGACGGCACGGCUGGCGAGGUAUGGAACAAGCCGCACCGCAUGCUAAAGGACUAUGCGAUGCUGUUUGGCAGCUGCGACUUGGGUGCCAUGCCGAUCGAGGAGUUCACGUACAAGUCUCCGACAGCCCAGCAGGAAGCACAUCGGAUCGCUGCAGCAGUUGCACCCGUCAUGAGCCCAUUCUGCCACGGCGCAUGGAACUCCAGCCCGGAGGACAUCGUGGAGUUGGGACGGAGGCUCAAGAGCACCGUCGAAGGUGUGAACUAA
Symbiodinium natans is the source of this 1215-nucleotide messenger RNA. NCBI's taxonomy places the organism in Eukaryota, Dinophyceae, Suessiales, Symbiodiniaceae. The record is from the annotation of a GenBank genome assembly.